Molecule: messenger RNA, 2065 nt
Organism: Prorocentrum cordatum
Lineage: Eukaryota; Dinophyceae; Prorocentrales; Prorocentraceae
Source: the annotation of a GenBank genome assembly
AGGGGGCGGCAACAACAACGACCCCGACGCGCACCUGCGGCUGUCCCUCGACGAGGUGCUGCCGCGCCUGGCGGACGCGGCGACGGAGAGGGUGGGCAGCCGGUUCCUCCUGAUGCGGCUGGGGUCGGACGCCACGGGCACCGACGAGGUCGACAAGAUCUUCAGGGAGGCCCUUCCGGCCUCCGCGAGGCUCGCAGGCGACCCCACCGCCGGCCCGGUGUUCCUGAAGCUCUUGGAGCGGGUGGCGGGCCACCAGCGCGUGGCCGUGGCCGACCGCCUCCGGGGCGAGGUCGCCGGGCUGAUCUCCGCCCGCCCCGGUGCGCUGGUGCUGCGGCAGUUGGUCGAGGGACUCCCCGAGGACUACGUCGCGCGCGUCCUGUCCGAGCUGCAGGGCCAGAUCCAGCAGUGCAUCGAGAGCGCGCACGGCACCCAGGUGGUGCAGGCCUGCAUCCAGCGCCUGCCCCCUGGGCAGCUGGAUUUCGUGGUCGAGGCCCUGAGCAGCAGCGCGGAGCGGAUGGUCUCGCACGUGUACGGGAGCCGGGUGCUGAGGCUCCUGUUCGAGCGCUGCCCGGACUGCAGGGCCAGCCUGGUCCUCGGGGUGUCGAAGGUGAACAAUUUGGGCUACGGUGAACCAUAUUUGGGCUACGGCGAACCAUAUUUGGGCUACGUUGAACCAUAUUUGGGCUACGCGUGCCCAAACGAGUGCAGGCGCGCAAAAAGUCAGCCGCCAUAUUUGGGCUACGGUGAUUCAUAUUUGGGCUACGGUGAACCAUAUGUGGGCUACGGUGAACCAAAUUUGGGCUACGGUGAACCAUAUUUGGGCUACGCGACCCUAGGUGGGUUCGCGGUCAAGGUGCUCGCGUACAGCGAAGACAUUCACCGUGAUCGGGUAUCCGAUCUAUACGUGCGUGCCCCCGCGAUCUCCCCGGACACCUAUGCCAUCAUCUCGUCCGACUGCAGCAUAGAGCGCGCGUGGUUGAACGAGCUCCUGUUUGUUCACCCUAGGGACAUGUCUCACGUUGCCUAUCACAUCCCUUCGAUGCACGGCUUCAUGAUGCCUCUGCUACAGGCUCGUGUCCUCACCGAGGUCGAUGAGGACUACCAGGUCCAGCAUUUGCAGGCCGUGGUCCCCGCUGCUCUGUCCGACAGCAUCUUCGAUUUCUUGUCCUAUGUCCGGACGCACCACUACAACGAAGAUCACGUUGACGGGGGGGCCAUUGCGAGGCCCGACGCUGACCAGAGGGACACGCUGAGGAACAUUUGCGAUCGGCUUCACGGCACUAUCUCGCAGGCAGCCGUCAAUGCUAUCCACGAGGUGUACUGGGAAGCGCCUAUGGUUGCCAUGUGCUGCGACGUUGCGCAGUCGCCCUCUAUGCUGAACCACGCUCCGGCUAUGCGAGCCAUGGGUAAGCGCGUGGCUCGGUUAUUCAAAAACAUGCGCUAUCGUGAUGGGAAUCUAUGCGCUGGAACCGUUGGGCAGCAGCCUCUGGGCAACCCUUCCGAGCGCGCCCCUCCGCUUGGUAUGUUGUAUUACCUAUGCAAGAACUUUCGGGCGUUUCACGUGCUGGCAGAGAGCAUCGCGCACUAUCUGCAGGGCGAGCGCACCGUACUCUCCGUUGCGUGUAUCGUGGACAUCAUGAAGGUGCACGGGUUCGGCCGCUAUCAUGGCCAGCUUUCGUACACGUCCGUUCGCUUCGCGCGUUCGAUCGUCCUGGCCGAUGGGCGUCAGCACGCAGAUUCGUCGUACGACUGGCGAGUGUUCCGUUCUAUGUCAUUCCACGUACGGAGGAAGAUCAUGAAAAGGGCGUUGUGGGAUCACGACACGGCUAUUCGUUUCCGAGAUGGCAUGCGCGAGCUCCUGUCACAGCCGCGUUACAACUUGCUGGAUCUCAUAGUGCAAUUGGCUUGGAUCUUGCUUGCUCGGCAGGCAACCGUCCCGCAAGGUCUUGGCCCCGGCUGCGGGGGCCUGCUGCUUGAAGCCUGCAGCGCUGCCAACGGCUCAGGGCAGGCAGUCUUCAAGGACAUGGAAGACGGCAGCGUCAUACAGCGCAGCCAAUUGAUCUGA